Orbilia oligospora ATCC 24927 is the source of this 405-nucleotide messenger RNA. RefSeq lists its product as uncharacterized. Gene Ontology annotation, molecular function: structural constituent of ribosome. Gene Ontology annotation, biological process: mitochondrial translation. Gene Ontology annotation, cellular component: ribosome; mitochondrial small ribosomal subunit. NCBI's taxonomy places the organism in Eukaryota, Fungi, Ascomycota, Orbiliomycetes, Orbiliales, Orbiliaceae. Bases 1 to 405 code for a protein of 134 amino acids. The transcript is spliced from 2 exons. The record is from RefSeq and is a predicted model, not a curated record.
AUGGUCGUCCGUCUUCGCCUCGCCCGCUUCGGCGCUCGUAAUCGACCUCUCUACAAUAUCGUCGUCUCUCAGGCUCGUACAGCACGAAACUCAAAGCCAAUGGAAGUCAUUGGCACCUACGAUCCGAUCCCUAAACCCGCACCUGACGGUGAAGGAAAGCCGUUCAAGGAUAUUCAAUUGGAUGUUACAAGGGCGAAGUACUGGCUCGGUGUCGGGGCACAACCUAGUGAUCCGGUUUGGAGGUUGUUUGCUAUGUUCGGAUUGAUUGAGCCACAGUGGAAGAUUGUGAGGAUACCGGCACAGCAGGAGGAUAGAGCAUUGUACGAGAAGGUGCAGAAGGUCAAGAUAAUACCAGAUGGAGGACCAAAGACGACAUCUACCCCGAAGCCGACACCGACAUCAUAG